Daldinia vernicosa is the source of this 673-nucleotide messenger RNA. Its product is annotated as acyl-CoA-binding protein. The transcript is spliced from 4 exons. Gene Ontology annotation, molecular function: long-chain fatty acyl-CoA binding. Bases 123 to 437 code for a protein of 104 amino acids. Lineage: Eukaryota; Fungi; Ascomycota; Sordariomycetes; Xylariales; Hypoxylaceae. Gene Ontology annotation, biological process: fatty acid metabolic process. The record is from RefSeq and is a predicted model, not a curated record.
CCCCGCCAAAAACCUACCUUUUGACCCAACAAGAGUUCGACGACCUACUUACACCUAAGCUUCUAACAUCAUAAAAAACAUAAUCAGCCCUCAAACGCCCUAAAACUCUUACACUCGUCAAAAUGGUCGACAUCAGCCCUGCUUUCGUCAAGGCCCAGGAAGACUCCAGGAAGCUUACCUCCAAGCCUGACAACAAUGAACUCCUCGAGCUCUACGCUCUCUACAAGGUCGGCAACGGCGAAGACUUCAGCAAGGCCGAGAAGCCAGGCGUAUUCGACCUGAAGAACAAAUACAAGUACCAGGCGUGGCAGAAGGUCGUCGACGAGGGCGUCAGCCCCGCAGACGCCCAGGACCGCUACGUCAAGCUGGUCGAGACCCUGAAGGAGAAGUACGGCUACGACGCGGACAAGGAGCCCGAGGCCGUCAAGAGCUCUUAGAUUUUGUACCUAAUGUAUAGAGCUCUGGUUCCGUCGUUGCAGCAUCUAUCGCGUUCUCUUCGUCUUAAGCCAGUCGGUUUAGCCCCGUGUUCAUAGCGAUGUUAGGUACGCUCCAGUCUCGAAGGGGUUCCUUGGAUUCUCCCGCGGUUAGAUUGUAUGGGUAGCGAUAAGCUACCGACGUUAUAGCCAAAUAGAUUAAUCUAUAUCAUUACGUGGACGUGCGAACGCGACUUCAU